Corvus hawaiiensis (hawaiian crow) is the source of this 1719-nucleotide messenger RNA. It is a transcript of the gene NHLRC4, whose product is annotated as NHL repeat containing 4. Gene Ontology annotation, molecular function: translation repressor activity; ubiquitin protein ligase activity; protein binding. The transcript has a single exon. Lineage: Eukaryota; Metazoa; Chordata; Aves; Passeriformes; Corvidae. Bases 512 to 1678 code for a protein of 388 amino acids. Gene Ontology annotation, biological process: protein polyubiquitination; proteasome-mediated ubiquitin-dependent protein catabolic process; negative regulation of translation. The record is from RefSeq and is a predicted model, not a curated record.
GAAAGGAGCUGCCAUUAGCGAAGACAUGCACUGGCCACGUGUGACAUCUGACACAUGUGGGAGUUGAGGAAUGGUCACCCUGAGUGACUCAAAUCUAAUCAUGGGUCGAGCUUGGUUUGGAGAGAUGAGGCUCACAGAAAAUAGGAGUAACAAGUGUUAAAGACCUGAAAGAAGCCACCAUCUCAGGAACUGGAGGGGUUGAGGUCCCAUUCAAUAUGUUCACACACAGGGCUCACCUUUACACAUAAAUCUUCGGGCCACAUCUUACACCAGUUGAGCUGUUGGAGCUGUUGGACCUUUUUGCUGGCUCCUCCAGCUGCAAAUCCAUCUUGGUGACUCUUUCAUUUCUGUGCCAUAGUCCUUAUUUGUCCUUAUUUCAUAAUUAGCUGGCAAUAAGGUGACAUGGUCUCUCUGGCGUGAAGUGAAUCCAGACUAGCACCAAUGCCUUGAUCCCGGGUAGAUAGCAAGCACCAUAGCAUGGCCCCAGAGAUGGCAGCAGGCAGGGACAGUCAUGGUCCUACUGCUUCCCCCAAACAGGGACAAGAGAUUUGUCAUGGACGACACUCUGGAGACCAGCCAGAUAAAAGAGAAGCUUCUGAAAACCAUCUACAGCCUCCAGCUGAAGUCAUUUGCCACGCUGCAGUCAGCCAGCCCGCUGCUGCACAGCCAGCGUGGCAUGGGCAUGGUGACCCAGCACCAGGUCCACCAGCUGGCAGAUAAGGCCAAAAGCCUGUGUGGAGAUCUGGACAACAUCAAGAACCUCCUCUGCUAUUGCCAGGAUGAGCUGGUCCAGCAGAUUCCCAACCCCACUGGCAGCUGCUAUGGGGGUGUCAGUGGAAUCCAUUGCUCCCCGGAUGGCUCCAUCUACGUGACAGCUGAGAGUGCUCCCUGGGUCCACGUCCUCAGCAGCACAGGCCACACACUGCGGUCCCUGCGCUGCCAGCAGACGGGCAAGGGAGGCAGCAUUUUCUUGCCAGAAGAUGUUACUGUGACUAGGAUGGGAAUGGUGGCUGUAGCUGACAUGGUGAAUGAAGCCAUCUGGGUCUUCAACCCUCACACCAGCCUCUCCAAGGGGGAAUGGAUAAAGGUCAGCAAGGGUGGUUCCCCCAGGGGUAUUGGAGUAGACUCCGUGGGCAAGAUCCUGGUAGCAGACUAUGCACAAGGCCAAGUGCACAGCUUUGCUCUGGACCAUGCUUUCAGGACACUCAAUGUCCGCUCUGUCCCUAACCUGCAGGGACCUCGCUACGUCAGUCCGGUGCCUGGUGGAGGCUUCGUGGUGAGCGAGGAGUGUGGAGACGUCAAGGUCUUCAUGAGGAGCCGUAAGCUCCUCUGCUCCCUCAGCAGCAAAUACGGACACCAGUUUGGCAACCCUGCUGGGGUCUGCGUGGACACGGAUGGCAGCAUCCUGGUGGCAGAUGAGCAGCGCCGUACAGUCCACUUGUUCCCAGAGCAUGGAGCUCCCAUCUGCCUGGUGUCCACAGGGCUGCGGAGGCCCGCUGGCAUGGCUUGCUCCUCCUCUGGGCACCUCUUCGUGGCAGACACAGUGGAGAAUUGUGUCAAAGUCUUUAAGUACUGUGUGAGGUCCCCGUACAGACCCACCAAUGCUAGGGCACCAUGUGCUGGCCCCAACCAAACAUCCAGAUGGGGAGGGAGGGUGGUUCCCCUGCAGCCCUGCUGAGCUGUGGGUCUGUAGGUGGGCUGAGAGCUCCACUGCUCCCA